UCUGUUUUAUACGGUAUGCCAUGGGUUUUUUAAUUGUUAUUUCGAGAUAUGGCCGCACAUGAAAGCUAGGCUAAAUUCCACUCUCUGGCAAAUUAAGAUUCAUAACUGUCUGAAUCAGACAAAUGUGACUGUGCGGCAGACUGUGUUUAGAAGGUCCACAUCAUUCAACAAACGUGAUUAAAUUAGCAGGAGACAGAUUUCAAGUUCAAGAGCUAAGUUACUCACACUACGGAGUACGGUACCGGUACAUAGUCGACGUCGGGUGAGUGCACUCAUCAAUGAACAAGACUUCACCAAGCUGUCCAACAUUAAUAAGAGUGACCACUUGUGUGUGAGAGAGGAUAUUCUUUCAUUUUAACCAUGAACUGGAUUUGUGUGCACUACAUGUAGAACGGAGGCAUUCCCAAUGAAGGAAAAACAGAAAGAGAAAACAGGGCGGGCCAAUGAUCUGAAGAUGAGCCGUCAUGGCAUCCGGUUAAGAACGCAGCCUCGUCUCGACUCCAAGUGGCUCAAAAUUGAUAUUCAAGGAGCGUUUGGUAAUGUAUCUUUGAGUCAUCUAUGGAAUGAGUUAGUACGAGAAGGUGAAGUGACAGUAGGAUUAUCAGACAGCAUCAUCAACUCAGCUGGUUUUCCUGCAAGAAAAGGUGAGACAGGGAAGUACUACUGUGGCCGUAGGGUUUUGACAUGCACCUGUUGUGAGGGACGAUGUGGGCCAACCAAGGGGUGCAACUGUUCCUCCUGUCAGAAACUAGAUGAUGAAGAGAAGCACACAGAUACCAAAGAUGCCCUUCAUUCUACCAGCUUUAUUGAGUCUUGGACAUGGGGAACUCAGCCAGAUGUGGGUGAGUUGAGGAAUUGUUUGACAUCUCUGAUCACUGAGCAAAGAGACCUUCUAGCUCAGGCUGCAUUGUCCACCCUAUCAUCAGUCAGAUUACGUCAGAGACUUGUCAUCUUAGAGAGAUACUUCUUAGCACUCGCAAGGCAGAGUCCAGAACAGAAGGCUACUAUUAUUGGUAAAAUACAGGAAGAGACAACCAAAGAGGUUGAACAAACUAAGAGCGUCAAGAAACUGAAGGAACGUGCCACUGCAUCUCUAGCCAGGGUUGGUGCCAGGACAGCUCUAUCCUUUGCCUUUGCCUUCCUGCGUCGUGCUUGGAGAUCAGGAGAAGAUUCUGACCUGUGUUCAGAGCUACUACGUGAUGCAUUGGAAGCUCUUCAGUCACUCCCAGAGGCUACUCUCUUUGAUGAAUCAUCUAUGUCAAGUGUUUGGGUGGAGGUGGUGGAGAAAGCAACCAACUUCCUCAAAUCAGUUGUUGUCGGUGACCUGAAUGCUUGCGCCAGUGCCAAAGGAGUGGACACCAUCCCAGUUGCAGACCAGCAUAGUGCCCUAGCCCUUCUUCUAGAGCUUGCUGUCCAACGUGGCACCCUUGGCCAUCUCCUGGAUGCCACACUCCUCCUACUUCAGCUAUGGGACAAGGGACGUCAAGAACCCGAUAACAGGAACAGUCCUCAAGGUACUACUGCACCUAUGGUACCUCUCCUCAAGAGGUUUGAGAAUGUACCAAGUCCUAAGGGAAGGUUCCUCAUUGAAGCGGUCAGUGGAAGUCCAGAGGCUCCUCUUGGUAUGACACCUAGUCCGACAGAGUGUUUCCUGCGUUAUCUUGAGAUUCCUGAUGAUGAGGAUGCUUCUAUUGACUUCCAGCAGGCUGCAGUCAUCAUCAUGUCUCACCUAGAUAGACUAGCUGCUCCAUACAUGCCUCCUCCACUCACUCAGAAGGGUCCUCUGAUUCCUCAAGGUCAAGAGGUGUGGGGAUGGGGUUUACUGCCAUUCAAGAUGUCUGGUAGUAACCCUACCUGUGCUAGCCCCUGUAUGCUAGAGUCUCUCAGUGAGUUUGGUGUGGUUCAGAUGGCCUGCUCUGAGAGAUGUCUCAUUGUCCUGACUAGAACCAGCAAGGUCUACAUACAGCAUUUCAACAACGAACCUCCGGGAUUUCAUCUAGUAGAUGGUUUAUCCAACAAGGAUGUGAUACAGAUUGCAGCACAUCCUGAGGGCAAGCAUUAUCUAGCUCUAACAGCCGACUGGGAAGUCUAUGCAUGGGGUAAUGGUGAAGGAGGAAGAUUAGGUCUAGGAAAUUUGAGUGCUAAAGAAGAUCCCACCCUAGUUCCUGGUUUACCAUCAAAGAUUACUGGUCAACAUGUUGUUCAGAUAGCCUGCGGGAGUUCAUACAGUGCUGUAUUGACAUCUAAUGGAGAAGUGUAUACAUGGGGAAGGGGUAUCUACGGCAGAUUAGGACAUGGUAACAGUGAAGAUCACCUUACUCCCAAACUUGUCAAUGGGUUAAAGGAACAGAAGAUUGUUCACAUUGCUCUAGGAAGUAACGAUGGUCAGACUCUUGCUGUUACAGAUACUGGAUUACUAUACUCCUUUGGAAAUGGUGACUAUGGUAAGCUAGGACGAGGUGGUAGUGAUGGAUGCAAGGUUCCUAAACUGGUUGAUAAACUACAAGGACAACAUGCUAUCAAAGCCUGCUGUGGAAAUCAGUACUCAGUCAUACUCACCAAAGCUGGAACAGUCUAUACCUGGGGCAAAGGUGAUUUGCACAGACUUGGCCAUGGGUCUGAGGAACACCAGAGAUUUCCAAAGAUGAUCGAAGCGUUGCGAGGAAAGAAGAUUGUUGACAUCCAAUCAGCAGGUUGCCAUACAGUGGCCAUAGCAGAGUCUGGAGAGUUCUUCUGCUGGGGACGUAACGAUCAGGGUCAGUUAGGGCUGGGUGAGGCUGCAUUGAAAUCCAGCAAGGGUGAACCUACUCUCAUUGAAUGCAUGGAAGGAAAGAAGCUUUGCGGAUUGGCUUGUGGAGUUGCUCAGACUUUUGCUUGGACAUCUAGUGCCCACUGGUCAGUUGGUCUUCAUGUACCAUUCAGUGUUGAUGUUACUCGGACUACCUUUGAGAAGCUAGACUUGCUCCUACAGAGAGUUUGUGAGGGUAUAGAAGGAUCAGGAGACUGGCCCCCUCCACAGGAGAAGGAAUGUAUGGUUGUAGCUGCUCUGAAUCUCUUACGGCUCCAGCUUCAUGUAGCCAUCAGUCAGAGCCAGGAUCAUGAACAUCUAGGACUAGGUCCUAAGAGUCCUCUUCUAUCAAACCUGAAGCAGAGGAUAGUAGAGCUUGCUAGUAAAGCAGGAAUCAUUACCACAGUCCAGAAUGCUGCACAAGCUACCUUACAGACAGGAUGGUCCAUGCUGCUUCCUACUGCUGAGGAAAGGGCAAAGGCUCUAUCUGCUCUACUGCCCAGUGGAGGGACUGAAACCGUUUCAAUGACACCCGGUCGUCGCUUCAUGAUGGACCUAUUGGUUGGAAGUCUGAUGGCGGAUGGAGGCCUGGAAUCAGCCCUCCAUGCUGCUAUACGAGCUGAAAUCAGACAAAUGGAGAACCAGAGAGAAAAAGACAUUGCAGACCCUGGUAGUGAGGCUGAGAUGGAGGAGGAGGAUGGACCGCAUCUUGGUCCAGAGGUUACCAGGGAUUCUGGAGAUCAGGUGCCUAUAGAAGGCAGGAGGAGACAUAGUAAGAGGAAGGCAAUCGCUGUGGCAGCCAGUGAUGAUGAGAGCAUCAGUAUGAGUAUUCCGUUGCUUCAGUUGGUCCAGCAACUAUUGAGGAAUGCUUCUUCAUUGACUUUAUCAAAGCUCCAGGAGCUCUCGGCUGAAUUCAACAAGAUGGAGCCCCACCCUGAUAAAUCAUCUGGAGUCAAAUCCACCUCCCUGGAGCUCCUUCUUAAGUUCCAGCGGCUCCUGGUUCAUACACUAUUCCCCUACGAGGAAGAGAAACAAAAGGCUUGCGCUCAAGGGAUUGAUGCAGAGCUGUUAGGUGCUGGAUCGUUGUUGAAGAAGUACAUUACAUUACUAGUAACGCAUAUCAAAGACAUCAUGCCAACAGCCACUAACCUUGCUGGAAGAUCUCCCAAACAAUUUGCAUCAGUAGCAGACAUCAUUCAAUCUGACUUAUCAGGUGUUUUGCUUCCCGAGUUGGUGACCUGUUUGGUGUUGCUCCAGACCAAAUGUCCUUUGAUCAUCCAGCGUUGUGGAGCUGUCACUGUUCUAUCUGGUCUCUUGGAUACCUUAGAUUCUUUCAAUCGUUUAGCUCCUGCUCUUGAGAAAGAGGAUUCUGAUGAUCUAGCCUGGCCUGGUCUCUCUGCUCCUACUAGAACGCCUGUGAGUCUACCAUCUGAACCAAACUCCCCUGAUGAGCUUCCAAUGAUCCGUAAAGCAGAUCUUGAGAACCAUAACAAGGAUGGUGGGCUGUGGGUUGUCAUCGACAGCAAGGUGUAUGACUUGAAAGACUUUCAUGAAGGAGCUCCAUGUGGAAGUGAUACCCUACAGCAGUAUGCAGCUCGGGAUGCUACAGAGGCUUUCCAUGCUGCUCAUGAAUCACCAGAGGUGCUCCAGCUAAGAGAACAGUAUCUUGUUGGAGUGUAUGUAGAGCCUGAGCAGGAUGAAGUCUUGAUGUCUACCAGCAGUGUGAUUUCAUCUCCCUUGAUGGAUACCGAGAGAGCUCUGGGACUUUUACUUGGCCUUCAUUCUUGCCAUCAAGCCAGGAGCCUUCCUCUCACACCUCCAGAGGUGGAGUACCAGACAUGGCUCAAGUCACGUCUCUUCAGUAGUGGCAUGCAGCUUGGCCAGCGACCCAGCUUCUUUGAUCGUGGGAGUGAAUCCGACCGUUCUGCGGAACAGACCCCAUCCAUGAUGACUUCACCCCUGCAAGGUUUAGCACCACAGCUCCACAAACUAGAAGACAACAUGAAGUCGUUUUCACGUUGCGCCUCACAGGCGGACAUCGCCAAACCCUUCCUGCAGGCCCUUGCAGAAGGUCGUCUCCAGGACAUCAAUGUGAAGACAUUCCUUGCUCAGUGUGAUAGAUACUGUCGCUCACAUCAUCACACACUACCCAUUGAGUUCUCACCAACCCACAGCAUUGAGGUAGUUUGCCGUCUGUUGAUGGCUUGUAUUCUCAAGCACCAUGAUCUAGGACAUGUUGCUCUGGCUGUAGUAGAACAUAGUCUUCAGACAGAAGGUGUCCCAACGGUUGUACACAGACAUCAUCACACCUUUGUACCAAGAUCCAUUGCUGAUGUCUGUAAGGUGGCAUUCCAGGCCAAACGCAAUCUUGUCAAGACUCAUCAGGAGAAGUCUAUAGGGUAUGAAGAACUAUGCAUGCCUGUGAUAGAGAGACUAAGGUUUCUGUUUAAUGAGCUCCGACCAGCCAUUGCCAAUGAGGUGUCGGCUCUAUCACGUCUCAAGGUUCUUAACACACCACCAAGAUGGAAAAAGGUUGUACAGAGAAUGAUCAGAGAAAAACGAGCAGCAGCCUCUGCAGGAGGAGCAAGAGGAGACAAGGAGUACAAAGAGAGCCAGCUCAAGGCCGAAUGUGAUCCAUCUGAUGAACCAGACUCGAUGACAUCAUCUACCACAUCUACCACAUCAGCUACCACACCUACCACAGGCCCUACCACACCGGCAGGGGCUCCUAAUGGUGGAGUGGUCAAGAUCUUCCCUGGUAAACCAAGUCAACAUGGCAAGACAGAAAGGAAACUCAAAGAUAGGGAUUCCUGGAAAUCAGUAGCCAAUGCCAUCACCAGCGCUCGUAAGUUCAAAUGGUUGAGACAACGUAUGACAGGUUCUGCUUCCCAGACAGCACUCAUGACUGAGAUCAUUGAGUUUGCUAUACAAUCAGAGAAUGUCAAUGUUGAGAAACUCAGGAGAGCCCUCUACUGUCAGUUGGAGAGAGCUGAAUGUAGACUAGAAGGUUCUGAAGCCAUGAUAGCUCAGCUAAAGAAACAAGAUCUCAUCCCUUCAGUACGUUAUGCUAUGCUGUGUGGCUGGCAGGGGCUACUUGAACCAGAUAAAGAUCCAAAUGCCUCCUGGAACUGUUUGAGCAAUGUAAACCUGAUCCCUCCCUACGAUCGCAUCGUACUCCAGACCUCAUUUGCCAAACUGAACCGAUGGUCCAUCGACCACCUCCGAACCCUCAUCCUAGAGACCCAGGAGAGUCUUGAUAGUCAUGCUACCAAACCCAUGGCUCAGGGUGGUCUAGGAACACCCUUAGGGAGUGAAGAUGAGAAGGCCAUGACCUUAGGAACCCUUCCUCAAGCUCGCUUUGUUCUUGCUAUGCUUGGUCUUCUGACAACGGAGCAGCCUGCAAGUGGUAUCAGUCUCCUGCUCAACUCUGGACUAUUGGCUCUACUACAGUCACUACUCAGACUAGCUGGUCCUAAGAAAGGUAGAUUAGAGCAGGAGGAAAGCCCAGCUCCUAACACAGUGUUUGAAGAGACACGUAGUCGACCACAGCCAGCUCCUGUACCUACCAGUGGUCCUGAGUUAGCUGCUCUGAUGAAGAUUGGUACUAGGGUUGUAAGAGGACAGGAUUGGAAGUGGGGUGAUCAGGAUGGACCACCUCCAAGUGAAGGUCGAGUGAUAGGAGAGCUAGGUGAAGAUGGUUGGAUACGAGUCCAGUGGGAUACUGGUAGCACUAACUCUUAUAGAAUGGGUAAAGAAGGAAAGUAUGAUCUGAAGCUAGCUGGUCCACCUCCUAUGAUGGAACUAACUGAAGAUGAGAAAGAUUGCAUCAUUGAUCCAGCUGAGAGUAAGAUGUUGGUUGAGUGUAUGAUGCCCACUGAUCUGAUCCGUCAUUGCUGUAUCUGCCUCCUCCGCUUGUUAUCCCUAAGCUGUGGUGUCCAUGCUGAUAGUGUCCAAAGAGAUGCUACCAGGGUACUAUGUGGUCAGUUACAGUCACUGGUCAGUGUUGGAACCACUGCAGCCACACCAACUAAUGGAGAGCAACCACUGGCAAGCAUCCUAGCUCAUCAGCAAUACAAAGAAUGGUGUAGUCUUGGAUUCAUCAAGAGCAUCUCAUCAUGUUCAGGUCUAUCCGUAGCACUGAGUACACCAUCAUGGAUUGAUCUACUCUUUAGCCUUCUCAAAGCUGAUCAAGUUCAACCACUCAAUAUUACUACUCAGAUCUUAGGCUUGCGUCUUCUGCAGACUGUUCUACCAGCAUGGUCUGAGAAUGAGUCCCAGGACAGAACUGAAGAUCUUGUCUCAAGAUUGUUUGGUGUCCUUGGAACCUGUAUGCUAACAUGCUGCUCAGAUACACCCUCUCCUAUAUAUGAGUUUGGCAAGAAACCCAAGGCUGGAAGCAAAGCUAAGGUUUCCCUGACUGCACCAUUUGCCAGCACCGUAGCUGAGGAGAUUGUCCUCUUACUUAGGAAGCUUCAUAUGCUACCAGCAUGGAAUCUCUACAUCAACAAGUAUAUCAAUCAGAGACUCUGUAGAGUGGUUUCCAUGGUUACAGAUGAAGCUGGCCCUCAGCCUGGAGAACAUGAAUCCUACCGUUUUUAUCAAGGUGAAGUGAUGGCUGUUCUAGCCAUGAUAGGAGGAGUGGAUGACCGUCCAAGAUUAGGUGGUCAAGUAAAACAUGAAGAGUAUGGAGUAGGGACAUUGGUCAGCAUGGCUGCUAAUGGAAGAUUGACCGUUCAGUUUGAAGGUCAAAGAGUGUGGAGAGUCUGUCGCAUCUCAACGCUAUCACCAGUUGUAUCAAUCCCAUUCUGUGUUGAGAAGUUAGUCUUGACUCCAGCUGUUCUUGAUAUGUGGAGUCAGUUGAUCAGCCUUGCUGCUAAUGGUUUCAGAAUCCAUCGAGGCUCAAUGAGCAGAGAUAACAGUGGAAGUACACUAAGCUCAGUGGAACAUGAAGGAAUUGAUCUCCAGCUUCUCCGCAAGCAACAGAUGCGUCUUGGUCUGCUCCAGGCUGCUCGGAAGGUGUUCAGUCGCCAAGACAACCUCCGCCAACUCCUCUCCUUGACGACGGCAGCAUGGGAUAUGACCUCACCUAGCAGCGGAGGUACAUCAUCAUCAGAGGAGGGUAGUAGUCCUGAUGAGAUAGGAACCAUAGAGAGGUAUACACUUCUACAACAGCUCAUGUGUGCUGCUACUCAACCAUCACCGGUCAAGGCUCUCUUCAUCAGACAGGAAUUAAAAUGCGCUGCACUAGCCCUGACCCAGCACUUGGUGAAGGAGGCCUUCUGUCCAUUGAAUGGAUCUGACCAGGAGCCUAUCAUAGUCAAGACUGACUUUACUCCAUCACCAGCCAUGGAGACUGUAGGUCUCCUUCCUAAGUUGCUCCGUUCACAUCGUGCUAAACCCCUGGAGCAGCCACCGUCUCCUCUGGUCACUCAGAUGAUGGAGAUGGGUUUCCCAAGGAAGCAUGUAGAGUUUGCUAUCAAGGCUAUCACUGGUGUAUCCGAUGCUCAACCCGGUCCUGAGGCUGUAGUCAAUUGGUUGGUUGAUAAUCCUAACAUUCAGAUCCCACCUGAUGUAUCUGAUGUAGAGAGUAAUUCCUCCUAUGAUAACUGCUCUGACUCCGAUCUCAACAUUGAUGAUGAAUUUGAAGACCUUGAAACAGACUAUGAACAGUUGUUAUCACCCGAGACGACAGUGUUCAAGAAGAGAAGUGAUUUCUUGAGCAAUGAUGACUUUGCUAUGUACGUUAGAGAUCAUAUACAGGUUGGGAUGAUGGUGAGAUGCUGUAGGACAUAUGAAGAGGUUCAAGAAGGUGACAUUGGAAAGGUUGUUAAGCUUGAUCGUGAUGGUCUUCAUGACCUGAACGUCCAAGGAGACUGGCAUCUGAAAGGUGGUACCUACUGGGUGAGAUACAUCCACGUAGAGUUACUAGGAUUCCAGCCCCAGUGUGCUCCUGGAUCCAACAUCAAGGUCGGUGAUAGGGUUAGGGUCAAGAGGUCAGUCUCUGCUCCAAGGUAUAAAUGGGGAUCAGUCAACCAUCAGAGCAUUGGAACAGUCACUGGGUUCAAUGCGAAUGGUAAAGACGUGACAGUAAACUUUCCUCAGCAGCCUCAUUGGACUGGUCUGGUUUGUGAGAUGGAAUUGGUUCUUAGCACACAUCCUGGAAUAACGUGUAAUGGAUGCAGUCAGAGUCCUAUUGUUGGCCUGAGAUUCAAAUGUAAGACAUGCGGAGAGUUCAACUUCUGUGAGAACUGCUUCAGAACUAAACGCAAUCAUAGGCAUACCUUCAUGAGGAUAUCAGAACCUGGUGUAUCCCCAGUGAAUGUAGGUCGACCAGGACGUAGCUGCAGUAAGAAGGCUCCUCCAGCCGGCUCCCUGAUAGAGGAAUGGUCACGCUGUGUUAAGAACCUAACAGUGUCAUCUAAAGAAGGUCAAAUGUCACGUCUUAUUGAUGGUAAUCCUAACACUUACUGGCAGUCAUCAGGAUCACAGGGAAAGCAUUGGAUCCGUCUUGAGAUGCACAACGAUGUUCUCCUCCACCGUCUUCGGAUGGUAGUAGACCCCAAUGAUAGCUCCUAUCAACCUUCUCUUAUCAUCAUAUCUGGUGGUGAUACUAUCUCAGGAGUGAGAGAAUUAAAGACUAUCAGAGUUAGUCCAUCAGAGUCAAUGGUUACCCUCCUACAAGAUUGCACUGAGUUCCAUCGUUUCUUAGAGAUUGCUGUCAAGCAGUGUAAAUCAAGUGGUAUAGACUGCAAGGUCCAUGGUCUCUCCAUCAUAGGCCGAUCCAGACCAGAUGAAGAUGACCUCGCAUCAACAUUUGCUUUCAUGUCUUCGGACAAUGAGGAUGACCAUAGUACAAACAUGAUGACUAGACUGUCAUCAAGACAACGGUCAGCGGGUGACCAUGCUGGUAGCAGGGAGAUACAGACUAAGGUGUUUGUAUGGGGUCUGAAUGAUAAAGACCAACUGGGAGGACCACGAGGGUCAAAGAUCAAGACACCUGUUUUGAAUGACUUCCUGUCUAGUCUGAAGGUUGUGUGCUGUGCUGGUGGAUCAAAGAGCCUCUUUGUUGUUACUGCUGAGGGUAAGGUGUAUGCCUGUGGAGAAGGAACCAACGGACGAUUAGGGUUAGGAUCAUCACAGAAUGUAGACAUCCCACGUCAGGUCAAUGGACUCUCACAGUAUGUAGUCAAGAAAGUAGCUGUGCAUUCUGGUGGUCGUCAUGCUAUGGCAUUGACUGUAGAUGGCAAGGUAUUCUCAUGGGGAGAAGGAGAUGAUGGCAAACUUGGACAUCUUAGUAGAAUGAACUGUGAGAAGCCACGUCUUCUUGAAGCUCUGAAGACCAAGCGAAUCCGAGACAUAGCUUGUGGUAGCUCACACAGUGCAGCAGUCACAUCUAGUGGUGAGCUGUAUACAUGGGGCCUAGGAGAGUAUGGUAGACUAGGACAUGGUGAUAGUACUACACAACUUAGACCUAAACUGGUGAAAGCACUGGUUGGUAAGCGUGUGAUCCAGGUUGCCUGUGGAAGCAGAGAUGCACAGACCUUGACCUUGACAGAUGAAGGAAUGGUCUACUCCUGGGGUGACGGUGACUUUGGAAAGCUAGGGCGGGGUGGUAGUGAAGGAUGCAGCGUACCUCACAAUGUAGAGAGAUUGAAUGGUCAAGGAGUGAUACAGAUUGAAUGUGGUGCACAGUUCUCAUUGGCUCUCACCAAGGCUGGUCAAGUAUGGACAUGGGGUAAAGGUGAUUACUUCCGUCUUGGUCAUGGAACUGACUCUCAUGUCCGCAAGCCUCAGGUUGUAGAAGGUCUGAAAGGCAAGAAAAUAAUCCAUGUCGCGGUGGGAGCACUGCAUUGUCUAGCAGUCACCGAUACAGGACAGGUAUAUGCCUGGGGAGAUAAUGACCAUGGCCAGCAAGGUGAUGGGACCACUACGGUCAACAAGAAGCCUGCCCUCGUUCAAGGUCUAGAAGGGGUCCGUAUCACAAGGGUAGCUUGUGGAUCCUCCCACAGUAUCUCCUGGGCAACUACCGACACAGCCAUUCCUUCAAUGCAUGAACCUGUUCUCUUCACGACACCAAGAGAUCCACUAGGUGCUACAGAAUUAGGUGUAUUUGGAGACCCAGGUCAAGAGGCAGCUGAUAAGAGUUCUUCCAUUGGAGGUAGUUCAUCUAAACAAAGGCCUUCUCUUGCCAAGGUAGUACUGUCCCUUGACAGCAAUAUCACCAAGCAACAAGCACUUAGUCAGAUCUUGACUACUCUACAGAUCAUCUAUGCCAGAGAUGCUGUAGUUGGUUCCCUGAUGUCAAGAACAGACACUAGUAUGUCUGAAUCAGAAGGUAAUUCUAUUGUCCCAUCACCCAACGAUCAAAGCCCUCUAUCAGCCGUCACUAGCCCCAUGGGUCUGGGUAGGAUGAUGGCGGCAGGAGACGCUGCUGCUGGCAUGGAUUUACCUGGAGACAUUGAUUCAGAUCGUCCUGGUCCAUCUAGUAUCAACAGACACUCCUCAAUUGUAGCAGAGACUAUCACCAGUGCAGACCAGGUAACAAGUCCUGAAGAGCAAGGAGGUGGCGCAAUCAUCUUACACAGUCUAGAUGAAUUCACUGGUAAACUACAACCUGAUGAUGCUCGUAUCUUGGUUGAUCUUCUCAAGCUAGCAGUAGCAGGACGAUGUGGAGAGCAUAGUCAACAGGCCAUCUCAGAUACACUUACUGCUAUGGCUAAGGCUUAUCCUGAGGUUGCUGACAUGUUGCUAGAACUAUGUGUAACAGAGCUAGAGGAUGUAGCAGCAGACACUAAGGCAGGUCACUCAGCUAUGCAACCAGUCAUCCAAGAGAGCUCCCAUCCUUACGCCGACGAUACCACCCUCGUUGGUAACGUCCGCAUUCCAGGUGCUGAAGCACUUCGUGUAGAAUUUGACCGCCAGUGCUCAACGGAACGACGACAUGAUCCCCUGACCAUCAUGGAUGGUGCUGGUCGAACAGUAUCUGUGCGGUCCGGCAGAGAGUGGUCCGACUGGUCAGCAGAGCUUCGUAUCGCAGGAGAUGAGCUGAAAUGGAAGUUUACGAGCGAUGGAUCUGUCAAUGGCUGGGGAUGGAGGUUGACAGUGUUCCCUAUGAUGCCUGCUGCAGCACCGAAACACCUGUUAUCUGAUAGAGCUAUCCUAUCUCAACCAUCUAUUGAUCUAGUCACCUGUCUCCUAGACUUCAGAUUGGAAACCAGUCGAGAUAAGAAGAUCAUGCCAAGACUGGCUGCAGCAUUGGCUGCUUGUGCUCAGCUAAGUACUCUAGCUGCUGCACAGAGAAUGUGGGCAUUGCAGAGACUUAGGAAGCUCAUCUCUACAGAGUUCAAAGGUCAUCUCAAUGUAGAUGCUAUCUUAUGCCAACAUGAACAACAGACAGACAGCUCCUCAUCCUUUGGGGAUUUCAGUGGCACUGCACUGGCAGCAUUGGUGAAGGGAUUACCCGAAGCACUCCAGAGGCAGUACGAGUAUGAGGAUCCUAUUGUAAGGGGAGGAAAACAUCUCUUACACAGCCCAUUCUUCAAGGUGCUUGUCGCCCUAGCCUGUGACCUCCAGCUGGACUCCUUACCCUGCUGUGCUGAAUCCCAUCGAUGGGCUUGGUUCAGACGAUACUGUAUGGCCGCUAGGGUAGCUGAGUCUCUUGAGAAUCGAACCACACUGACCAGGGUGUUUGGUGAAGAGGUUAUGAAGAAGGUUACUCAGAUCAGUGCUGACUGGGAGGAUCCUUCCAAUGAACAUGAGAGUCAUAAGAUCUUCAAGAGAGAACAAGAUGAACAGAUACUGCUAUGGAUGAAUAGACGAUCUGAUGACUGGACAUUGUCCUGGGGAGGCAGUGGAACCAUCUACGGCUGGGGUCACAAUCACAGAGGUCAACUAGGUGGUAUUGAAGGGGCAAAGGUCAAAGUUCCUACUGCUAUCGAGUCAUUGACCUCUCUCAGACCAAUCCAGAUCGUUGGUGGUGAACAGACAUUGUUUGCUGUUACAGCUGAUGGCAAAUUAUAUGCUACAGGGUAUGGUGCCAGCGGUCGUCUAGGAAUCGGAGGAACUGAUUCAGUCUCCACACCAACCUUAUUAGAAUCCAUCCAACAUGUUCAUAUCAAGAAGGUUGCUGUCAACUCUGGUGGAAAGCACGCCCUCGCUCUGUCCGUUGAGGGAGAGGUGUACUCAUGGGGUGAAGGAGAGGAUGGCAAGCUGGGUCAUGGAAACAGAACCCAAUGUGAUAGACCUCGCGUGAUAGAGAGUCUUCGUGGUAAGGAGGUGAUUGAUAUAGCUUGCGGUGGUGCUCAUAGUGCGUGUGUAACAUCUAGUGGUGAACUCUACACUUGGGGGAAGGGAAGGUAUGGUAGACUGGGACACGGAGACAGUGAAGAUCAACUCAGACCAAAGAUGGUUGAUGCCCUGAAAGGCUACCGAGUCAUUGACGUAGCCUGCGGCAGUGGCGACUCCCAGACGCUAUGUAUAUCAGAUGAUGAUAACGUCUGGUCAUGGGGAGAUGGUGACUAUGGCAAGCUAGGUAGAGGAGGAAGUGAUGGUUGUAAGGUACCUCAGAAGGUUGAUGCUUUGAGUAGUCUUGGUGUAUGUAAGGUGGAGUGUGGAUCACAGUUCUCCAUCGCUCUCACAAAGUCUGGAUGUGUAUAUACAUGGGGCAAAGGUGACUACCAUCGUCUAGGUCAUGGAUCAGAUGAUCAUGUACGGCGCCCUCGUAAGGUAGCUGCUCUACAGGGAAAGAAGAUCAUCUCAAUAGCGACUGGUUCACUACACUGUGUGGCUUGUAGUGAUCAAGGAGAGGUGUAUACCUGGGGUGAUAAUGAUGAAGGUCAGCUUGGUGAUGGAACCACCAAUGCUAUCCAGAGACCGAGGAUUGUAACUGCUCUACAAGAUAAGAAGAUCACCAACGUUGCUUGCGGCUCUGCCCACACCGUCGCCUGGUCCACCAGCAAACCCCUUCACGCCGGCCGUCUACCCCAGACCGUCCCCAUGGAAUACAACCUCCUUAGAGAGAUCGCUAUCCCAGUCAUCAGGAAUAGAUUGGUCCUUCUUCAUCAUUUCUCAGAACUCUUCUGUCCAUCCAUACCUAUGUUUGAUAUGAGAGAUAAACAGGAUAGUUCUACUGCAGGGAUGGGUAUCCUGGUUGGCAUCGAUGCUCUCAGAGGUCUUCUGGUGUCUUCUGGAAAGGAAGCAGCAUUCCGUAAGGUAGUCCAAGCCACCAUGGUGAGAGAUCGUCAACAUGGACCGGUCAUUGAGCUGAAUAGGAUACAGGUCAAGAGGUCAAGGAGUAAAGGUGGUCUAGCUGGACCCGAUGGAACCAAGUCAGUCUUUGGUCAAGCUUGUUCCAAGUUGAGUCAGUUUGGUGCUGAUAGUCUUCUCCUGCCACACAGGGUUUGGAAGGUCAAGUUUAUAGGUGAGAGUGUUGAUGAUUGCGGAGGAGGUUACAGUGAAUCUAUCGCUGAGAUGUGUGAUGAGCUUCAGAAUGGUUCAGUACCUCUCCUUGUCCUUACACCCAAUGGAAGAGAUGAAGCUGGAGCUAACAGGGAUUGCUUCCUUCUCAAACCUACAGCAAGAUCACCAACACAUCAAAGCAUGUUCAAGUUUCUGGGUAUUCUGAUGGGUAUAGCAAUCCGUACUGGAAGCCCUCUCAGUCUCUCCUUAGCUGAACCUGUCUGGAAGCAGUUAGCUGGUAUGCCUCUCACCGUGGCUGAUAUCACUGAGGUUGACAAGGACUAUGUAGCAGGUCUGAUGUGUAUCCGUGAUAUGGAAUCUGAUGCUGAAGCUUUUAAUCAGAUGGAUAUGCCUUACAGUACUCCUAGUGCUACUGGUCAAGAUGUACCUCUCAAUACCAAGUACUCAAGAAUCACUGCUGAUAACAGGAAUGAAUACGUCAGAGCAGCUCUCAACUACAGAUUGGGUGAGUUUGAUGAUCAGGUACAAUGGGUGAGAGAAGGUAUGGCAAGGGUCAUUCCUGUGCCUCUACUAUCCCUCUUCACUGGAUCAGAGCUAGAAACCAUGGUGUGUGGAAGUCCUGACAUACCCCUAGACUUGUUGAAAUCAGUAGCAACGUACAAGGGUAUUGAUGCCACUGCUCCACUGGUGACAUGGUUUUGGGAGAUCAUGGAAGACUUCACCAACAAUGAACGUUCUCUCUUCUUACGAUUCGUCUGGGGACGUACAAGGCUACCUAGGACUAUCGCUGACUUCAGAGGAAGGGACUUUGUACUGCAGGUGUUGGACAAAUACAACCCACCAGACCACUUCCUCCCUGAAUCCUACACAUGCUUCUUUCUUCUCAAACUGCCACGAUACUCCUGCCGUGAAGUACUCAGAGAGAAGCUCAAAUAUGCCAUCUACUUCUGUAAGUCCAUCGACACUGAUGACUACGCUCGCAUUGCCUUGACUGGGGAAGCCGCAGGAGGGGAAUCAUCGUCUGAAGACAUUGAGGAGGAUGAGCUUGAUAGCAUAGACUUUGAUUCUGAGGUUGUGGAAUUGGCUUGAGUAGGAGCUUGAAGUUGAGGAUGUGAUUUGCUCAUUCUAUAUCAAAAGGAGACUUGAGAUGAAGCAAGAUAACAUUCAUAUGUAAUAGAGAAUGGUUUUAACCACUGUUACUGAAAAAAACCAAUCUUUAUAAUUUGAUAUACAAUUGUGGAUUUGUGAUUGAAUGCAACAUAAAUGUGUGUUAUCAUGUAUUUGAAAUUUUGACUUCUUUUUGCCAUCGACAGGCUUUAUACCAUGCAGUGUGGUGUGAUGUUAACAAGGACUCCAUUUGCCUUUAAUAGAAAAUAAUUGUCAAUGUUAAACAUAUAUAUUUGCCGUGAUUUCUGAAAUUAAAAAUCUUCACAACAAAGGAUUGUUCACUUACUUUGUAAUGACAAGAUAGUGUGAAUAUAUACAGUAGAUAUGAAUUGUACUUCAAAUCCAAUGCCCCUUCCCAAUAUGCAGAGUAGUUGAAUCAGCUUAUUUAAACAAUUUCUUUUUUUAUAUAUCAUAUUCAUUAUGUUCAAAGAGUCUAUAAAGAGAUUAAAUCCAGCCUUGUUUUGUAUUGAAAGGUUAUAUACAAAUAAAUUACUAAAUUCAUGAAAAGUGCAGGCAUAUAUUCUAGAUCUUUUUAGUCAGAAUAUAGUGCUUCUGCUUGAUUUUUUUUUUUUAAGUAUACAUUUCUUGUAUUAAACUCAAAUGAAUAUGUAGCAUUUAUUUCUAGCUGGUAAUAAAAGUCUAGUCAUGAUAGAGAUUAAGGCAAACCAAAUAUGAUUACUUCAUUACUGCAGUUAGGCUGUUCUACAUGUAUAGUCUAUAGUAAAUGAUCUUUAUCUUUUAUCAUUCCAUAUUUGCAUUUUGUUAAGAAUAAACCCUUUGAGCUCUUUGGGAGCAAAGUUGAGAGAUAUAUGUUAUUUUUUUUUCCUUUAAGUAUAAGAGAUAAGAACUGAUGCAUUGUAGAUUUUAUUUUUUACUUUAAUGUGUUCUGUAUACUGGUGUACACUGGUACUUGAAUGUGUAUUUAUAUAUCUGUAUAAAAUAGUAUUUGAUUUAUUGUUCAAUUAUCAGAAGACAUUUUUUUAAGUGAAAUGUAACUCUUUAUCCAUUUUGCAGUGGAACACAUUGGAUAUUAUAAAAAAAAGAAAAAGGAGAAUACAUUGCUUUUAUAAUGGAGCCCAAUUGAGGGUUUAUUGUCUUUAAUAUGUUGGUUGAUGAUAAAUUCAUGCAUUGAUUGUUUGUUCUUUCUGCCAAGAAUUAGAGAUUGAUGUGCAACAAAAUAUGCAGCUGUAAACUCAAAGAACUCUACAUUUUAACAGCAUUCAAUAGUGUUCCUGUAUUGGAGAUUUUGUGAUGGUGUAUCCAUGUUAGUAAAGAAUGACUAAUUGCAUUGAUCAUUCUAAUUCAUUUUGAUAUGGAAUGCAAGUUUUGCAAUUUUGCCUCUCAUUUUAUCCACUUUUGUUAUUUUUGCUUGUUUCUUUGUUGUAAUGUGAUGAUUUAAAAGAAAGGGUCAUUUCAUUUGUGAUUAUCUUAAUCAAAUUCAUGUGCCAUGAAACUGAUAACUGUGUGGAUAUGAAAAAAAUAAUAAAAAGUUUGUAAUGGAUCUCGUUUUGUAAUGGAUCUCGUUUUGCAUUUGAUUGUUCUAUGUUCUAGCCUUAAAGGUUAUAAUUUCUAUUAGCAUUGUGUGUAUAUUCAUUUUGUUUUGCACAUUGCAUGCUUGACAUGUUUAAUACCAUGUACAAACAAUUGUAAACAUGCAUAACUUAUGUUGAAAUAUGUUUAUAAAUUAUGACAUCAUUUUGAACUUAAAAGAGAUCAAAAUUGAUGACUUUGAAUAUUUCUCAAUUGAUAAAAAUGUCAGUUACCAUGUGAAUAUUUGGUGUAUAUUUAUGUAUUUAGUUUUUUAUAGCAUAAAGAAAUAUAUAUUCUUUUUGUAUUACAAUUAAAGCCCCAAUGAUAAUCAUAACAAUUUAAAAAUAUUUUGUUCCAUUUUUUUUCUUGUUCAGAAUUAUUGAUUCUUUUUCAUCACAAAUGUUCAUGAGUGUUUAAAGAUGCAAUAUCAUUCAACUAUUAAUAUGAUAAAUAUGUCUUUAAGUAUUUACUUGUUGAGUACCUUGUGUAAAUAUUGUUUAUAAUUGUGUUACAAGUAAUUAGCAUAUUACAUGUGCUUAACAAAGUGGGAUUGUAUACAUGUAUUAGGAUUUUUGGCUCAAAGAUUAGAAAAACUGAUAAAAAUUGUAUAUUGUAACAGUUUUCUAAUGCAAUGUUUGUACAUCUUGUAGAUUCUUGGCUUAACUUUGAGUGGAUUGUUUUCUCCAAGUCAACUUACUACAAUUAAAAUGAUGAAAACCUAAAGAGCGUUUUAGGUGAAGCUGGUAUAAUGUUGUGUAAUGGUGAUUUUUUUUUAGCAUGAAGAAAAGCAAGUUGAAAAAACAGUGUUAUACUUCUUAAUGCAGAUUUGAGACUGAUCUGGAUAUAUAUUGAUUAUUAUCAUUUGUAUAUCAAAUAGUUAUAUCCUUAUAGUUGUAUGUUGGCAAAUACAAGUGUAAAAAUCUCAAUAUUUUUUAUUCAGUUUGUAAUGCAAUGAUUUUUACCUGGUAUAAUAAUGUCACUCUCACUCUUUUGUCAUAUACAAACUGUGCAUAGUGCAUAAUCAGAAAAAUGUGUGAAAUAAAUGUGUUUAUUAAAGAUCUUUACUGAUAAAUAGAAAAGAAUAAACCUUGAUGGGUGUGAAGAGAAUUGAAACUGUGAUAUUUGUGUGCAUAUAUGUGAAAUAAAAGUGCUAUUUAGCAGCUAUUGAAAAAGGGAA
Messenger RNA from Lytechinus variegatus (green sea urchin), 18080 nucleotides. Its product is annotated as E3 ubiquitin-protein ligase HERC2-like. Gene Ontology annotation, molecular function: zinc ion binding; protein binding; ubiquitin-protein transferase activity. The record is from RefSeq and is a predicted model, not a curated record. The transcript has 75 exons. Lineage: Eukaryota; Metazoa; Echinodermata; Echinoidea; Temnopleuroida; Toxopneustidae. The coding region runs from base 407 to 15295 and encodes 4962 amino acids. Gene Ontology annotation, biological process: protein ubiquitination.